Salvia splendens (bonfire salvia) is the source of this 4138-nucleotide messenger RNA. RefSeq names its product putative lysine-specific demethylase JMJ16. The transcript has 13 exons. Gene Ontology annotation, biological process: chromatin remodeling; regulation of gene expression. Bases 279 to 3749 code for a protein of 1156 amino acids. Gene Ontology annotation, molecular function: histone H3K4me/H3K4me2/H3K4me3 demethylase activity. Gene Ontology annotation, cellular component: chromatin; nucleus. The record is from RefSeq and is a predicted model, not a curated record. NCBI's taxonomy places the organism in Eukaryota, Viridiplantae, Streptophyta, Magnoliopsida, Lamiales, Lamiaceae.
UUAUAUCAAAAUUUCUUCAAACUUAGGUCCAUGCCUUUUCCAAUCCCUUUUCUAAUCGAAUUAUAAUCUUGUAAACAAAAUCCCUAAUCUAAUUGACAGUAUUUAUACAUCACAUUUCGAUUUUCCCCCUAAAGAAGUUCAUCAAUUAAACCAACGAUCAACGGUAUUCCAAAAUAAAUAAAGGGACUGAAUUCUGGGCUCUGCAACAACUUCAUACGCAUGUUAACCAUUAGAUCAGAAUAUCCGUAAUUAUUGGACCUCAUCUUAAAGAAGAUAACAUGGACAGCUCAUUAAUUCCACCUGGUUUUGAGGCAUUUGCCUCUCUCUAUCUGGCCAAGAUGGAGGGUGAUCAAGCCAGUAAUUGCGCAAGUUCCGCCAACCCUUCUAUGGCAGAAAAUAUCCAGUUAGGAACACAAUGUAACAAUGCAAACACCAGCACGUCUAUUAGGCAUAUAUCAUUGAUAAAACAGAAUCAGCUUGAUAGCAGUUCAAGUGAUCAAAUUGAAUUAGAACAGGAAAACUUUUCCAGGAAUUGGUUGCCAAAAGGGGUUCUUCGAGGGUGUGAAGCAUGUGAGAACUGCCAAAAGGUUAUUGCAAAAUGGCGUCCUGAAGAAGCUCGAAGGCCUGAUAUUGAGGAUGCUCCUGUAUUUUAUCCUUCUGAAGAGGAGUUUGAGGAUACCAUAAAAUACAUUGCAAGUAUACGCUCUAAGGCAGAUAUGUAUGGGAUCUGUCGCAUAGUACCACCUCCAUCAUGGAACCCUCCUUGCCCUCUGAAGGAAAAGAACAUAUGGGAAAGGUCUAAAUUUGCGACACGAAUUCAGCAGUUAGACAAACUUCAGAAUCGGGAAUCGAUGAUGAAGAAGUUUCUAGUCAAACAUGACAAGAGUAAAAAGAGAAAAUGCCUGAGAAGAGGAGCCGAACAUGCAAAUGGUAUUCAGGAUACUAAAACUUCAGACAAUGCCGAGCAAUUUGGAUUUGAGCCUGGUCCAGAUUUUACUCUGGACGAGUUUUAUAAGUAUGAUGAUGAUUUUAUGGCUCAGUACUUCUGGAAAAGUAAUAAUAGUUCAAGUUUAAGAGAUAGCAAUUCUACACUUGACAAGCAGUGGCACCCUACAAUACAAGAAAUUGAGGGAGAAUAUUGGCGGAUGGUAGAGAGACCAACAGAAGAAAUUGAGGUGCUUUACGGGGCUGACCUGGAAACUGGAGCAUUUGGCAGUGGGUUUCCUAAACAUUCCCAUCAAGUUGCUUCUGCUUCAGAGACGAAGUACAUUAAUUCAGGAUGGAACUUGAAUAACUUCCCAAGACUUCCUGGUUCUGUUCUAGCAUUUGAAAGCAAUGAAAUAUCUGGUGUUGUGGUUCCUUGGUUGUAUAUAGGAAUGUGUUUUUCUUCAUUUUGCUGGCAUGUAGAGGACCAUCACAUGUACUCCUUGAAUUACAUGCAUUUGGGAGCUCCGAAAAUGUGGUAUGGAGUUCCAGGAUCAGAUGCUACGAAACUGGAGGCAGCUAUGAGAAAACAUUUACCGGACCUCUUCGAAGAACAGCCUGACUUGCUUCAUAAGCUGGUUACCCAACUAUCACCUUCAAUCCUAAGGUCCGAAGGGGUGCCUGUUUAUCGGUGCGUGCAGAAUCCAGGAGAAUAUAUACUGACCUUCCCUCGAGCAUAUCAUGCUGGAUUCAACUGUGGUUUUAACUGCGCUGAGGCAGUUAAUAUCGCACCUGUUGACUGGUUGCCGCAUGGACAUAAAGCUAUUGAGCUGUACCGCGAGCAAGGCAGACGAACUUCCAUUUCACAUGAUAAACUAUUGCUUGGUGCAGCUAGAGAAGCUGUAAAAGAAAAUUGGCAACAUAAUUUUUUGAAGAAGCACAAAUCAAAUACUCCUAAUUUAAGAUGGAAUGAAGCUUGCGGAAAGGGUGGCUUCUUAUCAAAAGCACUCAAGACUCGUGUUGACAUGGAGCAUAAAUGGAGGGAACUCCUUAGCAAAUCCUCAAAGGCACUUAAGAUGGAGAGCUCCUUUGAUGCUAAUUGUGAGAGGGAAUGCAGUGUCUGCCUCUUCGAUCUACACCUAUCUGCUGCAGGUUGCCACCAGUGUUCGCCGGAUAAAUAUGCAUGCUUGACUCAUGCCAAACAGUUGUGUUCGUGCUCAUGGAGUGCUAAGUUUUUCCUUUUCCGUUAUGACAACAUGGAGUUGAAUCUAUUAGUUGAAGCUUUGGAGGGGAAACUAAGCGCAGUAUAUCGAUGGGCAAAGCUUGAUAUGGGCCUCGCUCUCACCUCUCAUGUUGCAGAAAGCAAGCAAGUUGCAUCUCAAGAGUCAGCUCAAGAAGUGAUAAGUUCAGCACCGAUUGCAAUUUCUUCAGAGGAGCAGAAAAGGAAAGCGCCUAGAGGCUCUUCUAGUUCAGCGAAGUAUGUGGGCAGCAUUGGCUCGUCUAAGAAUGUGGAACCGCCUAGUUCAGCACUGACUGCAAUUUCUUCAGAGGAGCAGAAAAGGAAAGUGCCUAGAGGCUCUUCUAGUUCAAAGAAGUAUAUGGGCAGCGUUGGAUCGUCUAAGAAUGUGGAACUGCCUUUUGUAGUAUUGGCUUUACCAUGUGUGAAGAAAGCAACCCGUUUUAAAAUUAAAUCAACUACACCUAAAAGUUCGUGCAAAAAAGAAAACUCUUUACAGCCCCCUCCUGGAUUUGAAGUGCAGUCAUGUCAGGCUUUUCGACCCAAUAAUCCCGCGAUAGUGUCCCCAGGAGCUUCGGGUAAAUCUAAGGAGAAGCAGCCAUCACAUAUGGGACACAAGGAUGUCAUACUACUGAGUGAUGAUGAAGAAGACGGACCACCCUGUAAAAAGACGUGUGUCGUAAGGGGGACUGUUCAAAAGGAUACAAUAGGUACCCAGAAGCCAAUUUUUUCCGAUAGUAUGACAAAGUUAGAUAGUUGCAUUGAUAAACCAGCCUCCGCAGCCACUGUUACUCUUCCUUCUGAUGUAUGCAUUCCUAGUUCAACGCGUGUUAAAGUUGAGGAGCUUACUGAGUCUGAAAGUUCUAUAGGAAGCAACCCUCCGACCAGUUCUUGCGUUAACACUUCACUGAUGGAUACCGAUUCCAUCAAAAAUGUGGGGAGGAACAAAGAGACGAAUGAUUCUGAUGAGGCAAACCAUAAUCCCCAACUAAUUGAUGAUGAGAAAGUGAGAGAGUUGAGAUCUGUAGAUAACAUGCUUACUGUAUCAAACCCAUCGAGCCAUCAACAUAACAUGGAUGGGCUCUCUCGCCAGAAGCGCCCUCGUAUUGCAAAAGUUAUCAGGAGAGUCAGUUGCAAUGUCGAGCCUUUGGACUUUGGAGCUGCGCAUGGUGGAAAGUUGUGGUGUGAUAGUAAUUCGAUUUACCCAAAAGGAUUUAGGAGUCGAGUGAGGUACAUAGAUGUUACUGAUCCGACCAAUAUGUGCUAUUACGUCUCUGAAAUCCUAGAUGCUGGGAAGGAUCGACCUUUAUUUAUGGUGUCGUUGGAGACCGAUCCUAGUGAAGUAUUUGUCCAUGUCUCAGCUGGUAAAUGCUGGGAACUGGUUCGGGAGCGAGUAAAUCAUGCGAUUGCCCAGCAACAUAAGCUCGGAAAGGGGAAGCUUCCACUUCUGCAGCCUCCUGGGAGUGUCGAUGGCAUGCAAAUGUUUGGCUUUUCGUCGCCAGCAAUCAUGCAGGCCAUCCAGGCUACGGACUGCGAUCGAGUUUGCCAAGAAUACUGGCAAUCGCAAUCACGGAUGCAGAUUCCUUAACAGCACAGAGACCAAUAGACAGCCUCAUGGGCGCGCCCUCGGCCCACGGGGCCGUUGAGAGAACACUCGACGGGCCCCUACAGAAAGCAAAAGCCGAGGAGCUUCGUGCCCUCAACAGUUGCUUGCACAGUUGCAACUUGACUGAACUUAGCAGGAUUCUUAGUGAAAAAUAUUAAAAAGUACACAAGAUAGAAGAAGAAGAAGAAGAAGAAGAAGAAGAAGAAAAACUUUCCAGCCAUAUAUUUUUGUAAAUGUGGUGCUGCAUUUUUUGGUUACUUAUAUUAUGAGUAGUACUACAUUCUUUUUUGACAUUGGAAAGUUUUGAACAUGUUAUAAUUAAAUAGUUUCUCAAAGUUAUAUGCAAAAUAAUGUGUUAGUUGUGGCUACAA